Durio zibethinus is the source of this 2662-nucleotide messenger RNA. RefSeq names its product serine/threonine protein phosphatase 2A 57 kDa regulatory subunit B' theta isoform-like. Gene Ontology annotation, cellular component: protein phosphatase type 2A complex. Gene Ontology annotation, molecular function: protein phosphatase regulator activity. NCBI's taxonomy places the organism in Eukaryota, Viridiplantae, Streptophyta, Magnoliopsida, Malvales, Malvaceae. The record is from RefSeq and is a predicted model, not a curated record. Gene Ontology annotation, biological process: signal transduction.
CGUCGUUAGCAGACACUGGUUUUGGAUUUUCAGGUUUCUGUUUUCGAUUUAACUUUUUGAGUACGAAAGAAGUCCCAGGAAAAGAGUAGAAAAUUGAAAAAUUCAGAGAUAGAUGGACUAGUUAUCGAGAAAGAAUAACUGAAAUCACGAGAAAAUUAAUAAAGAAAAAAAAAUAUAGUCAACAAAGAACAACGAGCAAACCAAGAUUGAAAUAUUUUGUAAUUCUUUUCUCUAAGAACAGAGAAGCUGGUGCUGAUCUUUUGUUUUGAGUGAGUUUGUACUUCUGGGUUUUGCUUUUUAAGCCUGAAAGUUUGAAUUUUUGCAAUUGGGUACUGUUGUAGAGAAAAGGGUUGGCCUGAUUUCAGACAAGGGGCUUGAAGCUAAAAAAGGGUUUCUGUUUUGGAUGGUUGAUAUUAGAAAAAUCUGGAAUUUUGGCUAGUUCUUUUGUUUUAGCAGUUUAUUUUUGGUUUUUCUUAUGGUAGCGAAUUUUGGUUUCCCUGUGGGCACAAAUUUUUGGUUUUUAUAGCAAGUUAGUUUGAGCUGAGUCUUAUGAUUUUGAAUUUUCUCUAUAGGUGAUAUAGAAUGUGGGUUUUGGUAGUUGAUGAAUUCUGAUUAGUGAUUAGCAGUUGACUCUUCCUAGUAUAUUUGUGGAAAUCAGCAUUGUGGUAUUAAGGAGGGUGAAUCAUGCUCAAACAGAUUCUAAGUAAGCUUCCCCGCAAGUCAUCGAGGACAUCUGAUAGUCGUGAAAAUGGUGGAAACCAUGCUACUUAUUCUAAUGUUUCUGGUGGUGCGAGGAGCAGUGAUUUAGGAACCGGCAAGCCAGGAAAUUUAAGUUUCUCAUCUUUUCCAGCACCUAAUUCUACGGCAGAUGUUGGAUGUAAAGGAGCAAAUUUGAAGCCCAAUGGGAACCAUGUGUUAUCUUCAUAUGAAGCAUUGCCUGCUUUCAAGGAUGUUCCAGCUUCAGAGAAGCCGAACUUAUUCAUAAAAAAGCUUAACUUGUGUUGUGUCGUAUUUGAUUUCAAUGACCCCACCAAGAACCUUAAAGAAAAGGAGAUCAAGCGACAGAUGUUGUUAGAGCUUGUGGAGUAUGUGACUUCUGCAAAUGGGAGAUUUGCCGAUGCUGUUCUGCUAGAAGUUGUUAAAAUGGUAUCUGCAAACUUGUUUAGGAGCCUUACUUCCCAACCACGUGAGAAUAAUGUUGUAGAGGGCCUUGAUUUGGAUGAAGAGGAACCUUCAAUGGAUCCUGCUUGGCCACACUUGCAAAUUGUAUAUGAGUUUCUUUUGAGGUUUGUAGCCUCACCUGAGACUGAUGCAAAAUUGGCCAAAAGAUAUGUUGAUCAAUCCUUCAUAAUCAAAUUGCUUGACUUAUUUGAUUCUGAAGAUCCUAGAGAAAGGGAAUAUUUGAAAACAAUUCUUCAUCGCACCUAUGGCAAAUUUAUGGUGCAUCGACCAUUCAUUAGGAAAGCUAUAAACAACAUUUUUUUCCAUUUUAUUUUUGAGACUGAGAAACAUAAUGGGAUUGCUGAACUUCUAGAAAUUUUGGGCAGCAUAAUUAAUGGGUUUGCUCUGCCACUGAAAGAAGAACAUAAAGUGUUCCUUGUUCGGGCACUAAUCCCAUUGCAUAAACCGAAAUGCUUGGCAAUGUAUCAUCAGCAGUUAUCUUACUGCAUUACGCAGUUUGUGGAGAAAGACUGCAAGCUUGCUGAUACUGUCAUUAGGGGGUUAUUAAAGUACUGGCCCAUCACAAAUAGUUCAAAGGAAGUCAUGUUCCUAAAUGAAUUGGAGGAAGUUUUAGAGGCAACUCAGCCACCAGAAUUCCAGCGCUGCAUGGUGCCUUUAUUUCGCCAAAUUGCUCGUUGUUUGAACAGUUUGCACUUUCAGGUAGCUGAGCGAGCUUUGUUUUUGUGGAACAAUGAUCACAUUGAGAACUUAAUUGUUCAAAACCGCAAGGUUAUACUGCCCAUUAUUUUACCUGCCUUGGAGAAAAAUGCUAGAAAUCACUGGAAUCAGGCUGUACAAAGCUUGACUCUAAAUGUCCGCAAAAUCUUCUAUGAUCUUGAUCCAGAGCUGUUCAAUGAAUGCUUGCUUAUGUUUCAGGAAGAUGAAUCAAAGGAAGAUGAGAUUGCAGCGAGACGCGAAACUACAUGGAAACGCUUGGAAGAACUUGCUGAAAAGAAAGCUUAUGGCAGUAAAGCAGUGCUCAUUGCCCACAAAGCAAACACCAAUAAUGGCUCAUCUGGUAAGAGAUAGAGAGAUUUGAGCAGUAUCAGAUUUCCUCCUGGGACGGAAGUACCAGCCUUGUCUACUACCAAAAAGGAAUCCGAGAUUGCUGUAUGUAGGUGCCAGCCGUUAGUGAAACUUAAUAAACAUUUUUGUUAAAGUAUUCUUCUUGGUUAGCAUCAAAUUACAUAUCCAUAAACACUCAUUCAAUGGUGGAGGAAAAUAGGAAAAAAAGGUCAGGCUGGUAGUCAACAUCGUGUUAAUCUUAGUUAAAAAAAGGGUUAAUAUGUAAUUUGACUCUUAAAUUAUAUUGCUUUUAAUGAUUUGAUAUUUAUAGAAAAAAUUCGUGAUUAGGUAUUUAAAUUUUAUUUUCGACAAUUAUUUUUCAUCAUUCAAUGAUACCGAUAGACGAAACACUAACAUAGCAAAUUCUAUCAAUAAA